AUGAGUCAUUUUACAGAAAUCAAUACUCAGGAAGAAGAACGAUUCUCCUUUGUGGAGUUUCCUGGUGGUGAUACACAAGCAUCCCAGUAUGAUUAUAGUGGAUUCACCGAGUCUGCUUUGAACUCGCAGCAAGUUGAUGACUUAAAUGAGGGAACUCAAAGUCAUUUCGUUGAACCUGAUAUGUCGGGGGUUGCGAUUGACGAACUUGAUGGUUUCCAAGAUCUUGCUGUCGUUGACAAAGAACUACAUGACCAUGCUUGCAGAUACUGCGGAAUCCACGCAGUUUCUGCGGUAGCUCGAUGCGUUACAUGCAACAAAUGGUUUUGCAAUUCUCGUGGCAACACUUCUGGUUCUCACAUUAUCAACCACCUCGUGCGUGCAAAACAUAAAGAGGUAGCGCUACAUCCAGAUUCAACUUUAGGAGAAACUACUUUAGAAUGUUAUAGCUGUGGCUGUAGAAAUGUCUUUCUUUUAGGAUUUAUCCCUGCAAAGAGUGACACUGUAGUAGUAUUGCUAUGCCGACAACCUUGUGCUGCAAUGCCUAGCAGCAAGGAUAUGAAUUGGGAUACAUCACAGUGGCUUCCUUUGAUUGACGAUCGUUGCUUUCUUUCUUGGCUCGUCAAAGUACCCAGCGAACAAGAACAACUCCGUGCUCGACAAAUUACCGCACAACAGAUAAAUAAACUUGAAGAAUUAUGGAAAGAUAAUGGAGAUGCUAAAUUAGAAGAUUUGGAUAAGCCUGGUAUUGAUGACGAGCCGCAAGCAGUUCUAUUAAGAUAUGAAGAUGCGUAUCAGUAUCAAAACAUUUUUGGACCUUUAGUUAAAAUGGAAGCGGAUUAUGAUAAAAAAUUAAAGGAAUCCCAGACUCAAGAUGACAUUGUGGUUAGAUGGGAUAUCGGAUUAAAUCAAAAACGUAUCGCUUGGUUCUACUUGCCUAAAUUGGAAUCUGGAGAGGUAAGAUUGGCUGUUGGAGAUGAGUUACGGCUUCGUUAUAGAGGGGAGUUGCAUCAAUCGUGGGAAUGCGUAGGACAUGUAAUUAAAAUACCAAACAACGUUAGCGAUGAAGUCGGUUUGGAGUUACGUAGAAAUGACAACACACCUACUGAUUGUACUCAUAACUUCUCUGUGGAUUUCGUAUGGAAAUCAACAAGCUUCGAUAGAAUGCAGCUAGCAAUGAAAACGUUCGCAGUUGAUGAAACUUCAGUUAGUGGAUACAUAUAUCAUAAACUUCUUGGUCACGAGGUAGAACCUCAAGUUUUAAGAACUCAAAUGCCGAAAAGAUUCUCUGCGCCCAAUCUUCCUGAAUUAAAUCAUUCUCAAGUCUACGCUGUCAAAAGCGUACUGCAAAAGCCUUUGAGUCUAAUUCAAGGUCCACCAGGUACAGGAAAAACUGUGACAUCCGCUACGAUCGUAUAUCAUCUUGCAAAGAUGAAUUCUGGUCAAGUACUUGUUUGUGCCCCCUCAAAUGUGGCUGUCGAUCAGUUGACAGAAAAAAUUCACGCAACUGGUUUGAAAGUUGUUCGUCUAACCGCAAAAUCACGUGAAGCUCUAGAUUCUCCAGUUUCAUUUCUUACUUUACACGAACAAGUGCAUAACAAUGAUACGAAUGCUGAAUUGCAAAAGUUGAUUCAGCUAAAGACUGAACAGGGUGAAUUAAGCAGUGCAGACGAAAAGAAAUAUAAAAUGCUUAAACGGGCUUGCGAGAGAGAAAUUUUACAGAAUGCAGAUGUUAUAUUGUGUACUUGUGUAGGUGCGGGUGAUCCUCGCUUAUCUAAGUUUAAAUUUCGAACUGUCCUUAUCGACGAAGCAACUCAAGCAACUGAACCUGAAUGUAUGAUACCACUUGUUCUCGGUUGCAAACAAUCUGUAUUGGUUGGUGACCAUCAACAAUUGGGCCCAGUGAUAAUGAAUAAGAAGGCUGCUCGUGCUGGUCUUUGUCAAUCACUUUUUGAGCGGCUUGUAAUUCUAGGAAUUAGACCAAUUAGAUUACAGGUUCAAUACCGUAUGCACCCAUGUUUAUCUGAAUUUCCUAGCAAUAUGUUUUACGAGGGAUCACUUCAAAAUGGUGUCACUACUCAAGAUCGCUUAAGAAAAAAUGUUGAUUUUCCUUGGCCUGCGCCUGAAACUCCAAUGUUUUUCCAUUCAAAUUUGGGACAAGAAGAAAUCUCUAGUAGUGGUACUUCUUAUUUGAAUCGUACGGAAGCAUCAAACUGCGAAAAAGUAGUUACGAAAUUUCUGAAAGCUGGUGUUCUUCCUGUUCAUAUUGGAAUCAUCACCCCAUACGAAGGUCAACGUAGCUACAUAGUUAGCUAUAUGCAACAUAGUGGCGCUUUGCGUAAAGAGAUGUACAAAGAGAUCGAAGUUGCUAGUGUAGAUGCUUUUCAAGGACGUGAGAAAGAUUAUAUUAUUUUGAGUUGUGUUCGCAGUAACGAGCAUCAAGGAAUUGGAUUUUUGAAUGAUCCAAGGAGAUUGAACGUUGCCUUGACUCGAGCAAGAUAUGGUGUUGUAAUUUUAGGGAAUCCAAAGGUUUUGAGUAAGCAUCCACUUUGGCAUCAUCUUCUUGCUCAUUAUAAAGACAAAAAGUGUUUAGUAGAAGGACCUUUAAAUAAUUUGAAAAGCAGUAUGAUUCAAUUUAGUCGACCUAGAAGAGCUUAUCGCAAAGACGAUAAAUUCAGACAAGGAUUAGCUCACCAAAUUGACGCAAGAGAAGCUUUUGCUAAACCUCCUUUGGCUAGUGAGAAUCGUAGAACUGGACGUUCUUACGACGUUGAUUUCAUGAGAACACAUGAUCCAGUCGGAUAUAUACCAUCUGAUAUGUCAACAAUGCCCUCUUCUCAAUUUAGCAUACCUUUGCUUCCGACUCCAAAUGGCCCAUUUACUCAAGAUUUAUCGCAAAGCAGCAUUACAAGUCGUAAAAAUUCAAAACAACAACAAAUUUCAUCUUAUGGAUCUUACACACAUUCAAUCUCUUCACAAGGCCCACUUACUCAAAAUGCUUACAGCAGUCAAGGGUCUAUGAGCAUUGCAUUGUCUCAGUCUGAUCGUAUUCGUAUGAUGGCGGAUUCUGGUCCUUCUCUUAGUCAUGGUUCAGUUUUAUCUCAAGAUAGUUCAAUAAGUGAAUAUUUGGAUGACUAUAAAAGUCAAGGAGAUGAAACGUUAUUGAGUCAAGAUUUUGAAAUUAAAUCUCAAGUCGGAUACCAAUCACAAAGUUUCACACAGUACUAA
Ambispora leptoticha is the source of this 3225-nucleotide messenger RNA. The record is from the annotation of a GenBank genome assembly. Lineage: Eukaryota; Fungi; Glomeromycota; Glomeromycetes; Archaeosporales; Ambisporaceae.